GCACGCUCCCACCCACCAAGAAAAAGCUGCAAUUCCUUCCUCCUCCCCUCCCUCCACUGAAUCAUCUUCCUCUGCGUGCGUUUGAGUCUUUGAGAGCACAGAGCAGCCAGCGCGCGGGAGAUGGCGACCAUCGACGUCCCGACGCCCGUGCCGUCCCCGGCCGCCGACGCGGAUAGCCUCAGGAAUGCCGUGCAAGGCUGGGGCACGGACGAGAAGGCGCUGGUGGAGAUCCUCGGCCGGCGAACCGCCGCGCAGCGCGCCGAGAUCCGCCGGGCCUACGCGAGCCUCUACAAGGAGUCCCUCCUCACCCGCCUCCACGGCGAGCUCUCCGGCCACUUCCAGAAAGCGAUGGUGCUGCUGGCGACGGACCCGGCGGAGAGGGACGCCAAGCUGGCGAGGGAGGCCCUGGGCAGGCGGGGCGACGACAGGGACGCGUGGGUGCUCAUCGAGGCCGCCUGCGCCGCCGCGCCGGACCACCUCGUCGCCGUCCGCCGCGCGUACCGGUCCCUCCAUGGAUCCUCGCUGGAGGAGGACGUCGCCGCCUGCUCCGCGUUCCAAGAACCGCUCAGGAAGCUGCUGGUGAGCCUGGUGAGGUCGUACCGGUGCGCGGAGGAGAGCGUGGACAUGGACGUGGCGAAGCUGGAGGCCGCGCAGCUGGCGGAGGCCAUCCGGAGGAAGAAGCAGCCGCACGCCGGCGAGGUCGUCCGGAUCGUGAGCACAAGGAGCAAGCCGCAGCUCGCCGCCACGUUCCGGUGCUACAAGGAACAACAUGGCAGCGACAUCGAAGAGGACAUGAAGCAGUACAGCAGCAGCCAGUUUGCAAGGAUGCUCAAGAUUGCUGUCUGGUGCCUCACAUCUCCUGAAAAGCACUUCGCAGAGGUUAUCAGGUACUCCAUCUUAGGGCUUGGAACGGACGAGGACGCACUCACCAGGGCAAUCGUGUCCAGGGCCGACAUCGACAUGAAAAAGAUCAAGCAAGAGUACAGGGUCAGAUUCAAGACGACCGUAACAGACGAUGUCGUCGGCGAUACCUCGGGGUAUUACAUGGAUAUCUUGUUGGCCUUAGUAGGGAAGGAGUGAAGAUUGAAAGAUAUUGGUGUUUGCAUCAAAUAAAGGUCUAUUAGAUGAUCAUGUUGUUUGUUGGGAACAUUGUGCCAUCAUCAUAUUGUAGAAGCGCAAUUUUAUCAGAUGCGGAAAUACCAAAAUAUUCUACCA
This is a messenger RNA of Triticum aestivum (bread wheat), 1215 nucleotides long. RefSeq names its product annexin D3. Gene Ontology annotation, cellular component: cytoplasm; plasma membrane. Gene Ontology annotation, biological process: response to salt stress; response to cold; response to heat. NCBI's taxonomy places the organism in Eukaryota, Viridiplantae, Streptophyta, Magnoliopsida, Poales, Poaceae. The record is from RefSeq and is a predicted model, not a curated record. Gene Ontology annotation, molecular function: phosphatidylserine binding; calcium ion binding; calcium-dependent phospholipid binding. The transcript is spliced from 6 exons. Bases 121 to 1080 code for a protein of 319 amino acids.